AAAAAGGGAGCGAGAGAGAGAGAGAGAAUUCGUCUACUGAGUUGACCAACAGUCGCAGCCGGUUCGUAUAUAAACCGACCCACUCACCGCUUGAUAUCAUUCUCGUCCGAACACAGCAACUGCACCAUGAAGACCAUCAUCUUUGCUACCCUUCUUGCUCUGGCUGCCGCCGCCCCACAGUAUAAUUACAAUGCCCCCCCUCCUCCUCCUCCUGCCCCUGCCCCUGCUUACGGAGCUCCUUCCACAAGAGUGUCUACAGUCGAAGUUGCGCCUCAGGUCGCCAUCUUGAGGGACGAACGAACACAAGACGAGUUCGGGAGAUUCGCCGUCGACUUCGAAGCCGAGAACGGCAUCGCCUUCUCCCAGUCCGGUUCUCCUGAUGGCCCAGAGGGCGCCGUAGUCAAGGCUGGACAAUAUUCGUACACUGCUCCCGACGGUACUUUCGUGGAGGUGAAAUACGUUGCUGACGAAAACGGCUACCAGCCCCAGUCACCCUUCCUCCCCGUGGCUCCCGAAUUCCCCCACCCAAUCCCCCAGUUCGUCCUCGACCAGAUCGCUAAGGCUGCCGAGGAAGACGCUGCAGCUGCUCGAGCAGCGGCUUCCGCCCCUGUCCAGUCUUACAGCGCUCCAGUUGCACCUCCCUCAAAUACUUACGGUCAACCCCAGUAAGGAUCGCGCCUCUGGAAUCCUUCGGUUACAGUCCUCGAGGGGGUCAUGGAACCCCCCACCCGGUGCCGCUUCAAAGCUUCUUGAUCUUCUCUCGACGAAGGACGACGCCAGAUCUAUCCACUCCUUUGCUCUCCUUGGUCUUCUUCUCUCGUCUCUGAUGAUAUUCUUGUGCUUUGACUCGCCCCGAAAGGCGCCGUCUACGAUACGCUUUAUCUUCUUUACAUUUGAAACGAUUUAUUCCUGAUAGAGUCUUUAUUUUUGUAUAUACUUUGUGUACUGUGCUGCAUUGACGUCUGUAAUAAAAAGUUUUACGUUCAA
Macrobrachium nipponense is the source of this 987-nucleotide messenger RNA. Its product is annotated as cuticle protein AM1159-like. Gene Ontology annotation, molecular function: structural constituent of chitin-based larval cuticle. The record is from RefSeq and is a predicted model, not a curated record. The transcript has 3 exons. Bases 127 to 669 code for a protein of 180 amino acids. Lineage: Eukaryota; Metazoa; Arthropoda; Malacostraca; Decapoda; Palaemonidae. Gene Ontology annotation, cellular component: chitin-based extracellular matrix.